AUGGAGACGCCCUCUUCCCACUGCCGAGAGGAGUCUCAGUUCCAUGUCUUUCCAAACCUCAAACCUUGCGGAUCAAAAACGGGUGGUGCUGAAGGCCACGGAGGACCCACUCUGCCUGAGAAGCCGUCACCGUCAUCGCACACACCCUGCGACCUGCCUAACGGUUGGGCUCCCACGUCGACGGGUCUGCCCCCCGCAAAGAAACCUGUGAGUUGGAGGAGACCUUCUGUGGUUGGGGCUGGCCUGCAGAACCUGGGGAACACGUGCUAUGCGAAUGCGGCCCUGCAGUGUCUGACGUACACACCACCCCUCGCCAGCUACAUGCUGUCCCAGGAGCACUCCCGAAGCUGUGGGAGGCAGCCAUUCUGCGUGCUGUGUGCUCUGCAGGCUCACGUGACCCGGGCCCUCUGCCGUCCGGGAGACGUGAUCCGGCCUCCGCCAAAACUGCUCGCUGCCUUCCACACACACAGGCAGGAGGAUGCCCAUGAGUUUCUGAUGUUCACUCUGGAUGCUAUGCAGCAAGCGUGUUUGCGUGAGGACAAGCCUUCAGAGCCUCAGGCUCAGGACGCCACCCUCAUCCGGCAAAUCUUUGGGGGGUACUGGAGGUCUCAAAUCCAGUGUCUCCACUGCCAGGGUGUCUCCAGCACUUUGGACCCUUACCUGGACAUUAGCCUGGAUAUCAGGGCAGCUCAGAGUGUGAGCCAAGCUUUGCAACACUUGGUGAAGCCCGAACAGUUGGAUGGUGAAAAUGCCUAUCGUUGUAGUACUUGUCUCGACAAGGUACCUGCUUCCAAGACGUUGACUUUGCACACUUGCUCCAAGGUCCUGAUGCUGGUAUUGAAACGAUUCUGCCAUUUCACGGGCAGCAAACUGGCUAAGGAAGUGCAAUACCCUGAGCGCCUUGACAUGCGACGCUACGCGUCUGGGCAGGACGGGGGGUCGCUGACUUAUGUGCUCUAUGCCGUGCUGGUGCACGCGGGCUGGAAUUGUCACAGCGGACAUUACUUCUGUUACAUCAAAGCUGGGAACGGCCAGUGGUACAAAAUGGACGAUGCGAAGGUGACCGCCAGUGAUGCGACGUCUGCCCUGAGCCAACACGCCUAUGUCCUCUUUUACAUCCAGAAGAGUGAAUUGGAAAGAGAGCGUGCGAGUGAGCCAGGUGCUGGGGAAUCCACAUGCCUCCAGGCUGACCACGCAGGCACGGCUGCGGCCCAAGGGGGGCCUGAAACCGACCCCAACAUCGAGGUGCCACAAUUGGAGGAUCACGUGGAAGAGACACCACUGCCAGCAACCACGUUAGACCAGUGGAGAUUCCUCCAAGAAAGCCACCGUCCCAAGUCUGAAUUCAACCUCAGGAAACUAGAAUUUGCUCUUCCCCCCGACGCAGUCCUAAUUCACCAGUCCAAAUACAGAGAUGAGAUGGGAAAGGAUCACCGUGAACCAAGCAUCUACCGGCUCAACAGUUCAGCCAGGGACAUCCCCCCUCAGAGGGCAACGGCCAUUCACCAAGUCCCUUGUCUCACCGGCAGAGCCAGAGCUACCAAGAGGAAGAACAAGAAGGGACAGAGGUCUCAGGAAGCAGUGCAGGGAUCCCACUACGGGCUUUGAGAUACACGCCUGCCCACGUGCACACUCACCCGCCCUCACUCACUACUCACUCACUCACUCACAGUCCCUUGUAGGCCACAUUUUGUGUGUUGUAGGUGGGUGUGAUCGGGACAUGUGGAGGGACCAUGAAUCUGGCUGUAUUCAUGGGGUAUGGCGUUCCAGUUGACCUGGAGAAUCCUGAGCUUUAAGGCUGGCUGGCUGUAAUGAUGUUAUUGGAGAGGUGUGGAUUAUGCUGGGUAUUUAUUUGGAAGGUUUCUCCCCUCCAUCAGCACCGAGGAUCAUUGGGCACUCUCAGAGCCUGAAAGGGUCAGAGGAAGUGGCCAAUGAGGCAUGAAGGUGGAAACAAGGCAGAGCACCGGGAGUCCCUGUGAAAAUGCCUGGGACUCACGGUCCCAUCAUCCCAUUCCCUACUCCCUGUGUAUUGGUAAAGUACAUGUGCCCAAACAUGUGCGUGUGGGGACUCUCGGUGAUAUCCAAACAUGCACCGGCAGGGGAAGGAGUUUGAAACAAUCUCAGGGCUUCCACACGGAGGAGUGGCAAAUGACCAGGAAACUGGAAGAACUCUAGCUCUACGUGGGAGCAGACAGCCUUUUCAGGAAUGUCUUGUGUCGGAAGGAGAGGAGCAGAAGGAAACACGAAUUCAUAACUGUGCAAAGUGUUUCCUUGUAUACAUAAUAUAUUUUGUAAAGUCUCCACAUGUUCAUGUGAACAUUGGCUAUUUGCCUGGAAAUGGCAAGGAGCAAAUAAAUGCUCAUGUCUCUGGACACGGGUGGGUGGAGCCUUCCUGGCCCAUGUUCGUUAGAUGAGGUUCCCUUAACAAUCCCCCUCCCAUGAGGCUGCAGAGCAAAUGGGCGAAAGGAACCUUCUUCCACCGCUUCUUGCUGAGCCGCCAAGCAGCUCUACCUUGUUCCGCAGAGUUGACCACCAUCCCCCCAUCGGACAAUCUCCUCCACAAGGGAGGAGGCUCAGGGAUUUCUGCUCAGUUGCAUUGCAAUCUUGGUCCUCGGUUGUACACCUCAGAAAAACAGUCUCAAGUGGACACCGAGGCAACAAUGUGGUAUUUCAGGUCAGGGUAUGGAUGGAUGCUCUCAGUCACACCUGUAUUUCUUAGGAGCGAGACUCACUAAAUACACUGUUGAAUGGGAAUUAGUGCAUGAUCCUUCAAUUCCCCCUAGGGGAGGGGGGCCAUAUAGGAGAUCUCUGGUCGUUUGCCAAUGGCACUGACAGGGUAAAGCCUGUUGUUGCUGUCGUCGUCGUCGUCGUCGUCGUCGUUGUUGUCGUUGUUGUUGUUUCCAGUCUGCAUUAAACAUACACAUCACACGCAGUGGGAACUAAUGUCAGUAUGUGAAUUUUGUACAGCAAAUCAUAUUGAAGUCUGGAUGUUCAAAUAUCAG
This is a messenger RNA of Acinonyx jubatus (cheetah), 3002 nucleotides long. RefSeq names its product ubiquitin carboxyl-terminal hydrolase 17-like protein 6. Gene Ontology annotation, molecular function: cysteine-type endopeptidase activity; cysteine-type deubiquitinase activity. Gene Ontology annotation, cellular component: cytosol; nucleus. Gene Ontology annotation, biological process: regulation of apoptotic process; protein deubiquitination. The transcript has a single exon. The record is from RefSeq and is a predicted model, not a curated record. Bases 1 to 1608 code for a protein of 535 amino acids. NCBI's taxonomy places the organism in Eukaryota, Metazoa, Chordata, Mammalia, Carnivora, Felidae.